Molecule: messenger RNA, 2308 nt
Organism: Brassica napus (rape)
Lineage: Eukaryota; Viridiplantae; Streptophyta; Magnoliopsida; Brassicales; Brassicaceae
Exons: 1
Coding region: 164-2236 (690 amino acids)
Source: RefSeq, a predicted model, not a curated record
AAAAAAAAUAAGAAAGGAACUUGAGAGGGGAUAAUGUUUGAGUGGCCAGAGAAAGGGAUAUAGCUUUGAGAAAACACACCACACCAUUAUUCAAGAGAUCUAUCUCCAUUAUUCAAUCUUUCCUUCUUCUUCUUCAUCUUCUUAGUAUACUAGAGAGAGCAAAAUGGAAUUUGAGGGAGGAGUGUUGUUACCAUUGUUUCACGAGCAUCCUAUGAUGCCUUGGAAUGAUCAUCAUAUGAGGAAAGGUGAUUGUUGUGAUUACUUUGAACCUCAGAGCGAUGGCUACUAUUGUAAACUCUGUGAUUUCUUCGUGCACAAGAAGUGUGGCGACGAGCUGUCUGAAUUCCUCAGCGACCACCCAUCUCACCCCAAUCACACUCUCCGGCUUCAAGAAAAACGAGGCAACGUAUGCGAUUUAUGUGGAAGUCAAAUCCAGAAUCUAUCAUAUUAUUGCGACGUGUGUGACUUCGACCUGGAUCUACACUGUGUCAAGUACCCACCACCAGAUGUUAUUGACAAUUUUGAGAUGCAUCCCCACAAGCUCACACUUGUCAAGAAACAGACCUUUUUCGAAUGUUCUUCUAAAUGCGGGAAGACUUCUGGACAUACUUUUGGAUUUACUAUAGGAAAUACUUCUGGACUUUCUUAUGGACUUUCGUACAAAUGUGAUGAAUGUUGUCUAUCCUUCUUCCAUGUGGAAUGUGUAUGGCACCCAGCAGCAAUAGAUCAUCAACCAGAGGUAAACCACCCUUAUCACUCCUUGCAUCCUCUUAAGCUCUUCAAGGGUCCACCACCUGACUAUUCUGAUGGUAAAUGUCGUCUUUGCGGAAGAAACGUUGAUAAAGAAUUGUUUUAUCAUUGUUCUUCUUGUAACUUCACCUUGGAUUGGCGUUGUGUUGUGAAUCCGCCUCCACAAUCUCUCAUGGAUUUGAAAGCUCAUGAUCACCAACUCACCCUCCUUCCAAGACUCGAUUCUUUUACUUGUAAUGCUUGCGGAUUGAAAGGAGAGCGUAGCCCCUACAUAUGUGUUCCAUGUGGUUUCAUGAUCCAUCAAGAAUGUCUUAAACUUCCACGCGUCAUUAACAUCAACCGGCAUGAUCACCGUGUUUCUCGUACUUCCGUUCUUGGUGAUGCUGCUAUGAAUUCUGUCUGCGGAGUUUGUCGCAAGAAGGUGGACUGGAAAUAUGGUGGGUUUUCUUGUAAGAGGUGUCCUAGCUAUGUCGUUCAUUCUAAAUGUGCUACCAGAGAGGAUGUAUGGAACCGGAAAGAACUCGAAGGAAUACCUGAAGAAGAAGGAGAAGAAGACAUUGAACCAUAUGUGGUGAUCGAUGACAACACAAUUCAACAUUUCAGCCACAAAGAUCAUCACCUGAGACUCCACGGGAACAAUAUUUUGUAUGAGGAUAACAAACGAUGCAGCGCAUGCACCCAUCCCAUCGGUCUCCAUUCCUUUUAUCGCUGUAUGGAUUGUGAUUUUUCUCUCCAUCAGAACUGUGCUAAAUGUCCUAAAAAGAAAAGGCAUGUGUUACACUAUGAACGGCUCACUUUAGUCACAAACAAGGACCUAAAAGUCUUCAGAUGUGAUGCUUGCUAUCGAAGGUCCAAUGGUUUCAUGUACAAGCAUGGGGGUAAGGAGUUAGAUGUCUUGUGCGGUUCAAUUUCUGAGCCAUUUGUCCAUCCAAGUCAUCCCCAUCAUCCCUUAUAUUAUAUUCCAACAGAAGAAGUAGAAAUAUGCAAUGGUUGCAAAAACAGCAAGGAAGAUUAUGUGCUCAGGUGCAUUGAAGAUGAUUGUAGAUUCACAUUGUGCUUCAAAUGCGCCACUCAACCAAAAGUGGUAAAGCACAUAGCAUAUGAUCAUCCUCUCUCACUGUGCUAUGGCGAAGAAGAGGAGGCAAGUGGUAAAUAUUGGUGUGACAUCUGCGAGAAAGAAACCGAUUCAAAGGAAUGGUUCUACACUUGUAAAGAUCAGCGGGCUAGUUUGCAUAGAGAAUGUGUGCUCGGAGACUCGACAGGGCUCAUGCCAAGAACCGUAGCAAAUUUUUUUGGCGAAUUGUAUGAGGUGGUGCUGAAUAAUAGUGUAACUCGCCCAUUUUGCAUUCGAUGCAAGUCUCGUUGCAUGUACCCUAUCAACCUCAAGUUGCUUGGAACCUCAGACACAUACUUGUGCUCUAUUUGGUGCUUGCUUUCUUUUUUACGUUUGAUGUUGGAAUGGGUAGAGCGAAAUGAACAAUCAUAACUAUAAAGUGUAAUAAAUACUAAUAAGCCAUGGAUGCAAGAUGUUUAUUCGUGUUAGUUUCGUAUAUUCAUA